UUUAUAUGUAUAUAUAAAAUUAAAUAAAAAAUGGAUAAUAUACUAUUUAUAAAACAGUGCAUCAUCUAAAAGCAAAGUUAUAAACACUCAUCUCGAUUGAGAAUAAACGAUGAGUGGUUGCUGGAAUCUAAAUUUAAUGUUUUUGGUUUAUUAUUUUACUUCUGAUGCCGUGUACACUAAGCAUAGGAAGCAAGGACAGCAAAAUGAGCAUAUUACUGACGGAUCUGAAUUUAUGAAACGUGUCGUCGGUGGAUCAAAAUUAAAUUCAAGGCCGAAAUUUCUUAUGUUUACCGCACCAUACAAGUUGUGCGAAGGUGAAUGUAGUGAUGAAAGAUCGGUAAUGGGAUUUCCAGUGUAUUUAGGAAAUUAUGCUAAGAAAGUAUAUAGAGAUACUUACAUUAGAAAUUACAAUAAAGAACUAAAUCAAACCGACAAAAUUACUCAUCCACCAAAAUCGAAAAGUAAAAAGACAAAUAAAAGGAGGGAAACAAACCCCAACGGGAGGAGCACCACAUCGACAGAACCACCGAUUUUUACUGAUGAUAAAAAAGAACGAUUAAAUUUUAUUAUAAAUAAAAAAUCAGACUGUAGCUGCCCAUAUUUAGAUCCUAAUAUAUGUUACAAGAAACGAAAUCCCGCUAUGAGGCAAAAACAGGAAAUCUUCAUAGAUGACAUCAAAAAGCUAUUCACAAUAUAUCGAAAAACAAAAGAUAUAAUUUAA
Papilio xuthus (Asian swallowtail) is the source of this 721-nucleotide messenger RNA. RefSeq lists its product as uncharacterized. Bases 110 to 721 code for a protein of 203 amino acids. The record is from RefSeq and is a predicted model, not a curated record. NCBI's taxonomy places the organism in Eukaryota, Metazoa, Arthropoda, Insecta, Lepidoptera, Papilionidae. The transcript has 2 exons.